This is a messenger RNA of Branchiostoma floridae (Florida lancelet), 549 nucleotides long. RefSeq lists its product as uncharacterized. The transcript has a single exon. The coding region runs from base 1 to 549 and encodes 182 amino acids. The record is from RefSeq and is a predicted model, not a curated record. NCBI's taxonomy places the organism in Eukaryota, Metazoa, Chordata, Leptocardii, Amphioxiformes, Branchiostomatidae.
AUGAAUCUGAACUCUAAGUUGAACAGGAACAUCGCAUCAUAUAAUGAUGCAAUUGAAAGGUCAUGUCUCGAGGACAACAAUCUUAUUUACAUCAGACACAGGCUCCUAUCGGAAGAUAGGUCGUUGUACAAAACAGACGGCAUCCACAUCAAGCCUGACACAGGCGUCAGGCUUUUAGUGGCGGAUGUCAAACGUAUACUGCGGCAUCAACAAGAGGCUACACCUAGGAGUCAGGACCCAACAACACAGUACAGGAAACCAGGGAGAGCCGGUGCGUCUAACCGCAUACCAGCCGACCGACACCAGCCACCGCGUACCUGGCAGGAACCUCCAAGGACGACCGUGCAGCCUGACGGACGGCCUUCGCCAGGACACCUGCGGAUGCACCACAGGCCGUUGAGCAUUCCACCGCCGUUUCCCUGGAACCCGGCACCUCCAUCAGCGCCGCAGUGGAACCCCAAGACAGGGCCGACGUGGGUUGAGACCCGGGACAAGCGUCAAACCGUGGAAACACUUGUGAACAUGUUGACGGACUUCCUGAGACAUUAA